CUAUCUCUAGCUCUGUUCAUUAUGAAACAUAAAUCAUCGUGUUCUACGCAAAAUUAGGUCCGGUGUACUUAUGCUCGUUUUGAAAGUACGAUACAACCAAGAAAAUUAACUGUUGCUUUUCUGCAUAUAUAUUAUUUAAAAUAGAUAUUGUUUCAUUUUCAUUAACGUUUUAACAUGUCGACUAUUUCAAGAAAAAAGAAAAACUCAUCAAACUUGAAGAGCAUAGGUAAUCGCGAUGAAUUUUUAAAUCGCAUCUCAAAAUCGCUUUACUAUUCGAAACUACCAGUGACCGAUUGCCUCAGUUUACCUGUUACUGAAUUGGCAGCAGAGUUGUUCAAUGAAGUAAAAGGUGAUUAUACGCUUGAAAGAUUAGAUGUAGAAGAGGCUAGCAAAAUAUCUAGAAAUGCAUGUGUUUCACCAUGUUCUCUUGUUUUGGCAUUAUUGUACUUGGAGAGAUUAAAAGAUUGUAAUCCACAAUAUCUUCAACAAGUGGCACCUUCUGAGCUCUUCCUCGUCUCUUUGAUGGUGGCUAGUAAAUUUUUAAACGACGAGGGAGAAGAAGAUGAAGUUUUUAAUACUGAAUGGGCACAAUCAGGUGAUCUAACUAUAUUAGAAAUAAAUCAGUUAGAAAAGGACUUUCUCAAAGCUAUUGAUUGGACUGUUUUUGUUCAUCAUCAAGACUUUUGGAAAAGAUUACAAAAAUUAGAAAAAGAUGUAGCCUAUAAAGAAGCACAGAAAAGAGGCUGGUUUUCAUAUACAGAAUUGACUUGCCUAAUGAAUUCAAUGCAAUUAAUAGCAGUAGCACAAGCUGUGGUGAAUGUAUCAUCCAUUUGUCUGGCAACAUAUACUGCAGGAGUAGUUACUCUUUUAGGCUCUGCCUUGGUUGCAAGCUGUCUUCCAGGAACAGUACUUAGUCCAACAAUUAAUUCCACAAAUAUUAUGAAAACAGAUCUUAAUUCAGUAACAGAUAUAAUAUCAUCAUCAUCCAUCGAAGAAAAGAUUUUAUCGAAAGAUAUUUUAACGGCAAAUUUUACAUCCCUAAAUUGUAAUCAAUCUCAACAGAAUUGUGAAUACAUUGAAACAAACGAUGCUACUGAUAUAAAUUGGAAAUGGUGGUUAAAUUCUAUGAUGAUUCAGCUAUCAGAAUAUUCAGAUCCAGAAUCGAAAAAGACACUGCAUACAGCAAAUGAUAAAACCGAACAUGCGGGCACAUCAAUAACAACAAAAUUCUUUUUCGACAUUACUAUAUCAGAUGAACCUUUAAUAAAAUUCUGGAAACAAAUAUUGGAUAUAGAUCUGAAAAUUCUUUUACACGAGUGGCGAUAUUAUGCGAAUUGCGCACAAAGUACAAAAUUAACAUUCGAUCAUCAGCACUGAACAUCGCAUAUCAAGAUUAUCAAGAUCUUAAAAAUCUAACUAUUCUCUUUAUUAAAAGAAUUUUCAAACCAGAGAAAGAUUAUAUAUUUUUUCUACUAACUUGUAACUCGCAAAAGAACUUCUCAAGAUCAUUUUUUCAAUAAAGAAAAUAAAAUAUCUAUGAAAACAUUGGUUUUUUUUUUAAACUAUGACAACUUUUGGGGAUAUAUAUAAGGAUAAUACUAAAAUAUAAAAUACAGGUCUAUAUGUUGUUACUACUAUUUAUACAGUUUUGAUAAUACAUCUACAAUUAUUUUAUACAUAUGUAUAUAUUAAGUACAUUCAUCUUACAGAGAUUACAUAAUAUUGCAUAAACUUUAUGAUUGUCAUAAAUUAAUAUUGCAAAUAAUUACGAAAUUUUUAAUAAUAGAUCAUAAAUAGAUGUUUGUUUUCUAUCAUUAUAAAUCAAUUUGUUAUAAAAAGUAAAUAUUAUAAUAAUAAUAAAAUUUUUAAGCAUUUAAUAUAUAUAAUUUCAACCACCGUUAUGAAAAUAGGAAAAAAUAGGGAUAGGGGUCAUCCCGAUAAUACAGCCAAUUGUAACUCCUAUAACUCGUCCCUGAAUUAUUAGAAAUUACUUUUUUUAUUUUUUAUAAAUUAUUAACUUAAAAAGUAAAGUGUGACAUAAAAGUAAGCAUACCAUAUUAGCAGCUGCUUUUGUCCUAUGUAAAUUUAAUUGUAUGGGAGUAAGUUUUGGUGCUUUAAAACCAACGCUUUGAGCGAAACGUUCUACAUAAUGUACAGAUCCGAUUCCUAUUAUAUCAGAUAUUGUAUUUCCUAACGCGGCAGCUGCCAUAGUUGAUAUUGGAAAUUUUUUAUUCAAUAUUGUUUCAAUUUGAUCUCCCUGAAAUGACAAUAUUACAAAAUCGAACAUACACGAUGUAAAUUCGUGAUACGUACAGCGACAAUCAUGAUGAAAUUGUCAAGGAAACCAAAGCCAAUGAAUGGGAUUGCAUUUGCAAUUGCAACUGUAAGAAUAUGAUAUGUACUAUUAAUUAUCUCUUAAGUUCAAAAGAAAUAUUAUAUUCUAUUAUACAAAUUAUUUUAGUAAACAUUUAAAUUUGAAUUUGCGAACUUUGUCAAAUAUUAAUAUUUAAAAUUCAUACCUAAUACUAACUCUUUUGUGGUUGGUUCUGGAACAGUUUCAACUGCAAUAGGAAAGAGAAAAAUGUGAACGUGUAUUCUUUUUGUAACACAAUAUGAUAACAUUAAUUAAUAAGUAAUUGUGAAAAAUAUAAUUCUUGUGUUACUUAUAACAUAACACACAAAAUGA
Frieseomelitta varia is the source of this 2686-nucleotide messenger RNA. Its product is annotated as protein CNPPD1. Gene Ontology annotation, cellular component: nucleus; cyclin-dependent protein kinase holoenzyme complex. Gene Ontology annotation, molecular function: cyclin-dependent protein serine/threonine kinase regulator activity; protein kinase binding. Gene Ontology annotation, biological process: regulation of cyclin-dependent protein serine/threonine kinase activity. The coding region runs from base 175 to 1377 and encodes 400 amino acids. The transcript is spliced from 5 exons. NCBI's taxonomy places the organism in Eukaryota, Metazoa, Arthropoda, Insecta, Hymenoptera, Apidae. The record is from RefSeq and is a predicted model, not a curated record.